AUGGAUUUUAAGGAUCAAAGUGUGGGUAUAUGUUAUUGCUGCAUUUUCUUUACUUUUAAACAUUACUUUUACUUAAUGAUGAUAACUAAUGGGAUUCAAGGACUUACUUUAAUGAUAAUGGGAGGUUCAGGGAUUUUGAACUUAAUUGAACUGUUUCAUUUUUCAUUGCCCAUUACAAUUACCUUAUUAAGUUUAGGUAUUUACUUUAUGAGAAUAUAGGCAGUUUUCUAAUCUUGGGAUUGAUAGCAGAAAUAAUUUUUUUUUUUCGCCAUUCAGUUAUAAAAAUAGGACGAUUUAUGGUUGUUUUAAACAUUUUGACUUCUUUAUUUGAUCUCGUAUUAGGAGUGAUCAUAUUGUUAAUGUGUUUUUUCGGUGUUGUUUUUAUCGAAUUGAAUGAUACAUAGUUAUAUUUUAGUUAAAAAAGGAGAGACAUAUUAAAAGCCAUAUCAAUAGGAAUUAUAUUUAUAUCUUUUUUUGGAUUCUGGAUGACUUAUCUUUAAUAUCAGCUACUUUUACCUUUGCAUGAGUAAAUACAAUAAGAUAUAAAAAUUGUGCCUGUUGUUUCUUUGAGAUAGGCAGUGACUCGUAAGUUUUCCAAGAACUUUAUUGCAGAACUCACUCCGAACAUUAAGCAAUCAAAGAGAUUAGGUAGAGCAGAUACGAUAUCGGAACAAUCACAACCUUUGUAAAGUAUAUAAGUAUUAAAUAUCUUGAUUAAAGCUCAAAUCGUAAAAGAAUGAUGAAAUGCCGGAACUUUAUUUAAAUCAAAGAAGUGAAAAACUUAUUAAACUUCCUGAUAGUGUUAGUCCCUAUAAUGAGUACUUUGCUCCCUCUACUAACACAAUAAGGUAUUCUAAUUAAUUAGAGGACUUCCAGAAUUUAAGGAAGUAGAGGACGCCCAGAACAACCUAUUUAAAAUAAUAAAGCUGAUUAAUUUUUCAUAUAUUAUUUUUUAAUAUAGGAAGUGAUGUAGAUUAAUAAUCUAUUAUUAUUUGCAUUGUUUUGCAUUGUGUUUAGUAGUGAGGAUUUGACUUUCAAUUGCUCCACUAUCACUGACAUAACUCAAUGUUAGUAAUCAUCAAACUUUUGUACUUAUUUUGAGCAAUUACUUUAGGUUACGUACUUGAAGCCAAUGUGCCGUAUUUGUCAGCUCAAAAUAAGGAAUCGGGUGUCAUACUUGAUAAAGUAAAUGAUAUAUGCAUGGUAUUAAUUAAUAAUAUUGGAGAGCUUGAAUUUUUUCACGGUGUGUGAAUAAUUAAACACCGAGAAAUCAUGUAAACUGGGAACUUGUUUAUGGGAUCCAAUCGAAGAACGAUGUUAUGUAUAAAACUAUUCUAUAUCAAAGGAAUGGGAUUAGGCUCCUUGUUAGAGUUAUCCAAAAACAAUGUGUUAAUGGAAUUACUAGUGCGAAUUAGUAAAUCAAACACAAGUGCUCUAUUUGAAUUAGAAUUACACUUUAAUGAAUGAGGUGGACAGUAACCAAUAGGAUGGAAGGAAAGUGGGAACAUGGUUAUAUGAAUUUGGAUUAAUAAUAGGUGUGAUAAAGAGUGAAACAGACAAAGAAGAGUAUAAUUUCACAAAGUGUACAUUGAAAAGCAGAUGUGAAUUCAUCUAGAUUAUUAAUUACAACAAUGCUCAUUUUGAAUGUGGGAUCUCAGAUUUGAAUUGUUAUUAUGAUGAAACGGAAGGUAAAUGCAAGAGGAUAAGCGCAAAAACGUCAUGUGAUUUAAUUAGAUAGUAAGAUAAAUGUAAUAGUGGAACUGCACCAUGCAUAUGGAUUGAUCAAAAAUGUUAAAUGUUUAAUGAUGCAGUUGUUUCUUGCACUCAACUUGAUAGUAAUAGAUGCUUAAAUAAUGAAAAUUGUUACCUUGAAGAUACUAAAUGUAAGUCUUAUUUGAGUUGUGCUGAUUUUAAAGUGAAAGGUGACUGUGAUGAAUCCACAUUUUUUUGUUAUUUUGAUGAGUAUGAAUAAACAUGUAAAUAAUUGACGAAACAUAUUCAAUGUAAACAAAUUGGUGAAAAGAAGUGUAAUCAAUUUACUAAUUGUAAAUUCAAUAUGGACACUUAAAUUUGCGAAGAAAUUCUUCAAGAUUUUUAUUGUUAGAAAUUUGUACACUCAGAUUGUGAUGCUGAUAUUAAUUGCGUUUGGAAUGGCAGUUUAUAAAUAUGUAAUUGGAAAUAUUCCACUUAAAAUUGUAAUGGUAAAACAGCUGAUAAUUGUGAUACUUUGGAUUGUUAUUUUGAUUAAGUCAUGAAUCUAUGUUCUAUUAUCAAAACUAACACAAAUUGUGAAUUUUUAGGUCAAAAUGCUUGUAGUAAUCAAAAAAUAAUCAAAGAUAAUAUGUGCUAAUGGUCAGAGACUAGAAACUUAUGUUUGUCUAUCUUUGAUUUUAGUUGUGAAGAUAUAAGUCAAGACUUUUGCAAAUUUAAUCAAAAGUGUUUCGUUGUCAAAGGUGAAUGUCAAACAAGAAAAUAAUGCAAAGAUAACGCAUCAAAAUCAGAAUGCGAGUAAGAUACAACCUAAUCAUGUUAUUUCGAUUCUGAUCAACAAGUCUGUAGAAGAGUUACGAGCUAAACUGCUUGCAAAAAUAUCGUUAGAGAAGACUCUUGUAAUAAAGCCAUUUGCUCUUGGUAAUCUGGAAAAUGCGAAAGUAUUGAAAACGUGAAUUGUUUGAAACUAGAAACUAAAAAUUGCAUGUAUUCUAGCAAAUGUUUACUUCAAAAUAAUAAAUGUAUCCCAAUAGAUAUUUGUGAAACUAACAAUGGAAGUAGUUCAGCUUGCAAUUCAGAUCCAAAUCAUUGCUUUUAUAAUUCAGAUUCAUAAUUAUGUAAAUCCAUUGAUGGUACUAGUAAUUGUAGUUCUUUGUACGGAGCAGAUAAUUGCAUUUAUGGUCCAUGUAAAUAACUCAUCGAAUAUUAGGUACUCUAUUGAAAUUGUCCAAUAAUAAAUUACAGUGCAUCAAAUAUGAAUAUGCUGAUUGCGCUUUAUUGACAAAGGAUUAUUGUCAUUUUGGAUAAUGUGCUUGGAACUUGACUUAGUGUGUUUCAUAUCCUGUUGUUAUUGAAAAUGAAGCUGAGGAUAAUCCAGGAGCUAAACCAGAUGAACCUGUUUCCCCUUAAGAAGAAUAUUCAACAUACUUACAUAUUUUAUUAAAUCUAUUGGUAAUCAUUUUAGAAUGAUAAAAUAAUAUCUGAUUAUUCUAUAAAAAC
Molecule: messenger RNA, 3210 nt
Organism: Paramecium octaurelia
Lineage: Eukaryota; Ciliophora; Oligohymenophorea; Peniculida; Parameciidae
Source: the annotation of a GenBank genome assembly